AUGGACGCAAGUAUGGAUGCUCCUAAUCCUUCCAUCUCGAAGGCAAAGCUAUACGAAACGUUUGAUGUACUGCCGAACCUGAUUGAUGUACUCAAGGAAGUGUUGUCGACGAGCUCUACUCAAGAGACAAUACGGAUUGGAGACGUGUCAGCUUCGGCAGUAGCAGUGAAACAAAAGUAUAUAGAGGCGAUGGAGUUGCUGCGAUCACUGCCAGGUACAAAUACGUCAUUAGAAGAGCAGGAGACGGCCAUUGCCGAUGCAAAAGUGGAGCUCAAGCGUCUCUCGAGUGUCGUGGAGCUUUACAGUAACACGUUGUAUCGUGGAACAGACGAACCACGAGCAGAGAUCAACGAUGCCUUUUCCCGCAAGAGUCUUCUCAAGUAA
Messenger RNA from Peronospora belbahrii, 384 nucleotides. The record is from the annotation of a GenBank genome assembly. NCBI's taxonomy places the organism in Eukaryota, Oomycota, Peronosporomycetes, Peronosporales, Peronosporaceae.